CAGAUAUUUACAUUCGGUAAUAAACAAUGCUUAUAAACUCAAAUCAUAUUUAAUUUCAUUAGCUUGUCAGUGAUAAAUUUCGUUCUAGUGUCUUCUUUAUCAAAUUUAAAUUUCAAUAAGGACAAAUUAAUAUUCGGACUUCGGUUUAGAUUCGCUUCAACAUUCCAGUAGAUCUUUUCAUUGAGUUUCAAUAGUGAUGUCAAGUUUAUAAACCUACUUUUUCUGGGUCGACAUCGCAUUCAAGAAGUGAAAUAAAAUUUAAUUUUGUUAUUUAACGUGAACCGGAUUUUGAUCAAAUUUGGUGGAUUAAUCUACAAAAAUUGGAAUACUACUGGUAUCAGUAAAAUUGAAUCUUAUCCGAUAUUUUUGUAAACACUCAGUGCCUAACUUCUUACCAUUUGCUUAGUUUACUAAAUUUAAAUCAGUUAUCGAGUAAAAUAUUCUGUUAUCAACAUGGGUCUCAUGAACAUUUUGAAGAAAUUGAAGGAAAAAGAAAGAGAAAUUCGUCUUCUUGUAUUAGGAUUAGACAACGCUGGAAAAACCACAAUUGUGAAAAAGUUCAACAACGACGAUAUAAACGAUAUUUCACCCACUCUAGGAUUCAAUAUUUACACUCUUGAUCAUAAAAAUUUCAAAUUAAAUGUUUGGGAUAUUGGUGGACAAACUUCACUAAGAGCUUAUUGGCGAAACUAUUUUGAAAACACCGAUGGCCUGAUUUGGGUGGUAGAUAGUGUUGAUAAACUGCGUUUAUCCGAUUGUGCGAAAUCUCUUCAUCUUCUACUGCAAGAAGAACGUCUAUUAGGCGCUAGUUUACUUGUUUUUGCAAAUAAACAAGAUCUUCCUGGAGCUUUGUCUGCUCAACAGAUUGAAAACUUUUUGGAUUUAAAAUCACUUAAAAAUCGCCACUACAUGAUAAUUGGGUGUAGUGGUCAUUCGGGGGAAAAUUUAUUGGAAGGUAUUGAUUGGCUGAUAGAAGAUAUUUCAACUAGAAUUUUCACUUUUUAAAUUUGUUUAAUAGCAAAAUUAUCAAUUGAUAUGUCUAAUUAAAAUAAAAAGCAGCUCCGAUUGCAACAAAACCGAUUGUUAACGCAAUAAUAAAAGUUCUGUAUUUGUAAAAUGUA
Messenger RNA from Tetranychus urticae (two-spotted spider mite), 1121 nucleotides. It is a transcript of the gene Arl2, whose product is annotated as ADP ribosylation factor-like 2. The record is from RefSeq and is a predicted model, not a curated record. NCBI's taxonomy places the organism in Eukaryota, Metazoa, Arthropoda, Arachnida, Trombidiformes, Tetranychidae. Gene Ontology annotation, molecular function: GTPase activity; GTP binding.